Molecule: messenger RNA, 1442 nt
Organism: Talaromyces stipitatus ATCC 10500
Lineage: Eukaryota; Fungi; Ascomycota; Eurotiomycetes; Eurotiales; Trichocomaceae
Exons: 3
Coding region: 1-1278 (425 amino acids)
Source: RefSeq, a predicted model, not a curated record
AUGUCGGACGACGAAGCCGACCCAGAGCUCCUCGAGCUCCUUCGACAAUCCCUGGGGCUAGGCAAGAAAACAGGCAAUGAACCCCCAGAAACAAAAGUCCUCCAAAACGCUCGAUGGAUAUUCGACAAUUCCAUCGAUGUAGCCCUGGACACCCGCCAGACCAAAGCAGCUGCAGAGACGAUCUGGCAACAAAUCCAGCAGAAGCAGUACUCUACAUCGACCUGGUCUGGGCAUGAACUUCAUCCCAAGGCCAAGAAUGAAAAGACCGUGGAUUUUAUCUUUACCAUGGAUCUGCUCAAUUUCAGUUUCUGGUCGGAGGAAAAGGAUGAAAGUAAGAGGUUUGGGAUUGAGUAUCUUGGCCGGAAGUGGACGGGGUAUUGGAGUUUGGUUGCUGCUCUGCAGAGGGCUUUAGAUGAGGGUAUACCUAUCACAACGCCGGAUUUCUGGUUGAACGAGGAAGAGUUUACAGAGGACUUGUUGAGACACGUCUUUCGCUCGACGUCAGAAGAAGAGAUACCAUUGCUAAAGGAGCGAUUCGACUGUAUGCGAGAAGCAGGCCAAAUACUUGACGAGAAAUUCGACGGAAGCUUCGUCAAUUGCAUCUACGACGCCAAUAAAUCCGCGGCAGCUCUCGUGAACCUCCUAGCAGAUGAAUUUUCUUGUUUCCGUGACGAAGCUUCUUUUGAUGGACGGACAGUUCGCUUUUACAAACGCGCUCAGAUCCUCGUAGCUGAUCUAUGGGCCUGCUUCGAUGGCGAAUCUUAUGGCGAGUUCAAUGACAUUGACAAAAUCACCAUGUUUGCUGACUACCGAAUCCCCCAAAUGCUUCAUCAACUCGGCUGUCUCCUCUAUUCUCCUCCAUUGGAGAGCCACAUCCGCCGUCGAGAACCCAUCAAAUCGGGCUCGAAAUGGGAGAUGGAGCUCCGGGGUACUUCUAUCUGGUGCGUGGAACUGAUCAGACAGGAGAUAGAGCGUACACGUCCUGAAACGAGAAUGGUUUAUUCCACGGGGAAUUCUUCUACAUUCGAAGUUAAUAUCGAUGAUCAACAAGACAAGGAGGUUACAGAAACAACCACCGAGUUACACAAACUACAAGAGCAUGGAGAGAAAGAGAAAACAGAAACCAAGACAGAAUCAAAGUCGAGUACACCACAAGAGAAAACAAUCGGCGUAAACGCCAUCUUGAUUGAUUUCUUCCUAUACGACUCAAUGAAAGAGUUGGAGAGUGAUGGUAAGGAAAGUAUUCCGCAUCAUCGGACGAGAAGUAUCUGGUAUUAGAAAAGAUUACAGAUAUACAUAGAUUUGUACAUGUUAGACGAUUUCUUAUUUCCGUGGUGGUUAUGGUCGAUUGGUUUGGGUUGGUUACUGCUGUUUAUAUUUGUGGCGUUUAUCUUGGGAUUAUGAACAGUACAUAAAUAUACAUAGAUCUUUCACUUGUGAUC